Molecule: messenger RNA, 720 nt
Organism: Gongylonema pulchrum
Lineage: Eukaryota; Metazoa; Nematoda; Chromadorea; Rhabditida; Gongylonematidae
Source: the annotation of a GenBank genome assembly
AUGGAUGAAUUGGCCGACUACAGAAGAAGAUACGAGGACGCUCUGAGAGCACAUCAAGUGGACCGUGACCGCAUCGAUGAAUUGCUGGAACUGGAUCAGGAAACGCUGAAUCGUAUCGACUUCCAAAACCAGGUGCAAACGCUGCUUGAAGAAAUCGACUUCAUGCGUCGUGUGCAUGACCAAGAAAUCAGUGAACUCCAAGCACUCGCUUCUCGCGAUACAACACCUGAAAAUCGCGAAUACUUCAAGAACGAAUUGUCAUCAGCAAUCCGCGAUAUUCUGCAGGAAAUACAAACCCAAUCAACGCGGCAAAACCUGGAGCAAGGUUAUGCGAAAGAGGAGGUGAAACGAUUGCGUGUGCAAUUGUCCGAGCUGCGCGGUAAAUUAGCCGACCUCGAAGGACGUAAUUCACUGUUGGAAAAACAGACUCAGGAGCUGAACUAUCAACUGGAGGAUGACCAACGCUCCUAUGAAGCGGCGCUGAACGACCGUGAUGCACAGAUUCGCAAGAUGCGCGAAGAAUGCCAAGCAUUGAUGCUCGAACUGCAAAUGCUUCUCGAUACUAAGCAGACACUUGAUGCGGAGAUUGCUAUCUAUCGAAAGAUGCUGGAAGGCGAGGAGAAUCGCGCCGGCCUACGGCAACUUGUUGAACAAGUCGUCAAAACGCAUGGACUUUCUGAAAUUGGCGAAACCGGUGAGUGUGCCUCUGAAUCUGUAUAA